AUGGAUGAUUACGAGGACUCUGGAGAGGUAGAUCUCGGGCUUCCAGAUGACAAUGAUGAUCACAGUACAUUGAAACCAUGUCAACAACGACUAGGUUUAUCUUCAAAAUAUGUCAGAGAUUGGACAAAAUCAAAUAUAUUUCGAGAGUUUUGCCAGAAUUGGAAUGAUGCGAUGAGCAAAACUUCUGGGGUGUCUCGCGACAAGCUGAAGUAUGUGCACAGAGAAGUCGCCAAUGGGUUUAGAAUCACCAUUCACAAUCCAGAUACAUAUCAGAUCCUUGGUUUCUUGGCCUUUGAUAAGAAGAGAGGAAUGGUAGAGCUGUGUAAUUAUAACAGCCAACUAGCCCGCGAGGUCCUCGAUAUGGGCGGUACAAGUAAAGCCGACGACGACGAAAUGGCAGGAACUCAUGGCGAAGGAUUCAAGCUUGCUGCGUUGCUUAUGAUACGAGAGGGUCAUCAGGCAGAAAUUACAGCAUCAAAGUUCUACUGGAAUUUUCGCUGGGGGACCAAAGAAAAGAAAACACUAUGGUGCUUUCUGAGCGAAGUCAAGAAGAAGCCUACCCAGCAAGAACUAAAUCCACAGACUACAAAAUCAUUGAUUUUCAGAGAGGCAAGUCCAUGGAAAGAUGUCUCUGUGAAGAUCGGGUGUGUUCGCGGAAAACAAGGGAAAUCAAUCACGGAAGCCGAAGUGAUGGGGUGGCUAAAAGUCUGCAUUCAUUUCGAUCGCCCCAAGGAAAUCGUAAGUACAUCAUCUGGUAAUUUGAUCUUGGACCCAAAUUUUAGAGGCAAGAUUUACUUGAAGGAACUCUUCCUAGAGAAAACAUCUAGAAUAAAUGCCUUCAGGUACGGAUAUGAUUUCUCACAGGGUCAUAUUGGGCGAGACAGAAAAGGGAUGGAAGAUCCCGAGCAAAUGGCAACUCUUUUGGCAAAGGUAUGGGAAGAGGCAGUCAAGAAGAACGGCUCCAGAAUGCUUGACAUGUAUAUUGACAUGCUAUUGGACUUGGAAGAGGCUUGGCAGGACAUUCGCAAUUCAGUUAAUAAAAUGACUCGGUACAUGGCCGAAGCGAUUUGGUCCAGUCUCCAACAGAAGGAGGAUAACUUCUAUUACGGCCCACAGAAUGCCUCCAAGGAUUCUGCAAUGAUCAAGUCAUUGUUGAAGAAAGAACCCGUUCUUUUGCCAGACACAUUAUGGAAACCGUUGACAAAGUAUAAGCUGCCUCAGACAUCAUUGGAAUAUAGAAAGAAUAUAAUGUGCAAUUCACAGACCGCAUCCAUUCUAGAUACGCCGUAUUGCGCAAGUCUAGCAAGAACUUUGCGGGUGGCUUUAGCGUUGGAUCCACAAACCCAACCUUUCUUGCUGGUGUUCAAGAAAGCUGGAACUUCUGGACUCGAUCCAUACCUAGAUAUUGAUAAUUCGAAGCUUCUUCUGCAUGAAAAAUGGAUGGAUUUUGAGAAAAGCCAUGGGGAGAACAGCACGGACUGUAUCCUAUCACAAAUGCGAAAUUCUGGAGAUGUUGAUCCGAUUGAAAUAUUUUCCUGCGACCACAUUGUUAUCGAAAUAUGCAGUCAAGUACUACAAGAGCUAGACAGGAUUAGAGCUGGUAAGGAUCAUAUGGGUGAUUGGAGCGUGAACUUGAAGUCACAAGUUGGCGAGUGCCUCAAGAACAUGUUGCGAGGAAUUCGAGCUUUUCCAGGUCCCAAGAAAGGAGAAAUAUGUGUAUCUUGGGAAGACAACGAAGCUGAAAAAUUAUUCAGACUUCAUCAUUUGAAACUUCAAUGCUGUGUUACACUACAUCGAGAAAGUACAUGCAGUCAUAGGCGGUCGGAAUUGUUAGCACGAGGGUGCAGGACUGCUCAUAAAGAUUCAAUCAAGAAUUUAGAUGAUGAAACCAGAACCGAGGCUUGUGGAUGUUCACAGAAAAUUGUGACCUGCACAUCUGUGGACAACAAAAUUACAUUCAGCGAUCUCAACCUGACAGAAUCUUAUUUCCCUAUGGUAUCUAGAGCACAUACACCAAUCGCGUUCAUUGGCUAUCCUCCUGCAGCUCAGAAGCCAGCUCAAAAUCAGUCAGUAAAAGUCGUCAACACGCUUCGAGGAACCUAUGUACGAAUGAAGCCGAGCCUUAAAGGGAAGGGGUCACAAGUAGCUCGAGCUAGUAACGAAAGAGAUAUAAGUGAAGCCCUAGGUAAAGUUCAGGAGACGAAGGCUGAGCCUAACCGCACAAAACAAACUCUUAGUAGUUAUGGAAUGCUAAGCAAGGAGCUCAAUCAAAAGGUCGUGAAUUUACAAUCGCAGAAAGAAUCCGCUUCAGCUGAUCUCGAUAAGGUCAAGGCCGAAAAUGCUUCCAAAAUAUCACAAAUACUUGAACUCUACGCCAGAAUUCAGGACCUUACGUCCCAUUUGAAUAACGCCAAGUUCGAGACGACAGCUCUCAAGACACAACUCGACACAAUUCAAUCUGAGAAAGAAACUCUGCAGCAAAGACUUGACGAUGUCCAAAUACAAACUAACUCCAGCCAUCGGGAUUCUGAAGCACAGGAGACCAUCAAUGACCUACAAAAUCGCAUCCGUCAAAUGAAGCUCAAAAUUAGAGAAUAUCAACAGAUUAAUGAGCAACUACGGGGAGACAACCAAGUGAUAGAAGCUCGUGCAAUAGAAGCAGAGAGCCAAAAAGCCGCCGCAAUUUCGCAGAGAAAUAAAUUCGUUAUCGAGAGAUACGAAGCCACUAUCCAAGGGCAAUCAUCAGUCAAAGUACGGCAACAUUCAAUAGACAGAGUUCAAUCACCGGGUAUGGACGCGUGGCGGGGAUUAAGAGAGGUAGAAGUCCGAGUGUGGAUGUGCGCAUGA
Botrytis byssoidea is the source of this 2847-nucleotide messenger RNA. RefSeq lists its product as uncharacterized. The transcript has 4 exons. The coding region runs from base 1 to 2847 and encodes 948 amino acids. Lineage: Eukaryota; Fungi; Ascomycota; Leotiomycetes; Helotiales; Sclerotiniaceae. The record is from RefSeq and is a predicted model, not a curated record.